AUGGUCUUAUAUUGCAACAAUUGUCUUGUGGCUUUGAACCCUGGGGUUUCCAAUCCCCAAGGUCUACAGUCAACGGCCAUAGAUCCCAUCUAUACCUUUCAGUCCUACAUCCCAAGCAUCGGAGGGACUGAGUCUAGAAUGCCUGUCCAUAAGCUUGACGACCAACAACCCAAACAGCCACCCUGGGGAGAACUUCCAUUGGAAGUCUACUUCCUCUCCGAAUGGGAAUCCCCUCCCCCAGAUCCCCUCCAGUCAAACGAAUCCCCCGCAGACCGUCGCAAGCGGCUUGUUCGGCAAUUUCUCGCAUUGGGGUUCGAAGGCAGACAGGAAUCGCCACCCAUUCCAACUGAAGAUCAAAUAGACGAGAUUCUUCGACCUAUACGCCCCGAGACUCUACGCGCCUACGCCGAUGACACCGCUUCUUUAUCGGGUCUUUGGCUUCGUCUCUGCUACACUGAUGAAGAGGCGCAUAAGACCCUCUGGGCCGAAAAUGAAGAUGCGGAAUGGGUUGGUGAUGAGGGGAUAGUCCUCGACGAUGAAGGUAUCUUCAGUGGCUUGGAUUUGGCAGCUGCCCUGGAAGUUUUUCCAGAGCGUGUGACGAAUGAGCCUGUCGAUCUUCGAUUUAGAGAGGCACAGUUCCGAGAAAUGGUGGAUGCCGCACUGGAAAGUCCAUGUCCUAGUGCGGAGAACUACUCCGAUGAGGUUAAAGAGUUGUUAGCGAGAGGCCAGGCGGAGUCGGAAAAGAACCCAUUGAAUAGGCAUUGGCCCUGGCACGCUGCCAGCGUUGUUACUCAUGUGUUUGUGGAGGAUAAGGUGGCGCUCAGCGGUGGGGGUUUAUUGCACGUGUUUUUGGAUGAUUAUGGGAAUGUGGUGAGACAGUGGAGGGAUGAGAAUGAUGGAUCAGAAAGUAACUAUGACGGGGCUUGGUUCGAGGGUUGUUAUAAGGAGGCUUUUGCCUGUGGUAUGGGGGGUAGUUUGGAGGAAAUUGGGCCUGCUUAUCAUGAGGGUGGAAGCCGGGGACCUCCAUAUUAUUAG
Messenger RNA from Aspergillus candidus, 1035 nucleotides. RefSeq lists its product as uncharacterized. The transcript is spliced from 3 exons. Lineage: Eukaryota; Fungi; Ascomycota; Eurotiomycetes; Eurotiales; Aspergillaceae. The record is from RefSeq and is a predicted model, not a curated record. Bases 1 to 1035 code for a protein of 344 amino acids.